Messenger RNA from Bombus huntii, 2760 nucleotides. RefSeq names its product dynein assembly factor with WDR repeat domains 1-like. Gene Ontology annotation, cellular component: U4/U6 x U5 tri-snRNP complex. The transcript is spliced from 7 exons. Gene Ontology annotation, molecular function: protein binding; U6 snRNA binding; U4 snRNA binding. Bases 731 to 1897 code for a protein of 388 amino acids. The record is from RefSeq and is a predicted model, not a curated record. Lineage: Eukaryota; Metazoa; Arthropoda; Insecta; Hymenoptera; Apidae. Gene Ontology annotation, biological process: mRNA splicing, via spliceosome.
CGGUUAUAUAUAUCAAACAGUAAAAAUCAAAAUUUCACUAUAUUUACUAUUUCCACCAAAAACAACUAUCAACUAGUUUAAUUUAAAAGCAGUGUAUAUCGAAUUGGUCUAUGAGAAAUAUGUAUUACGCGCCCGUCUCUGUUAUAUUUCUAUCGAAUGCAUUAUAAAUUCACCGAAACUGCCAACCUGAUUCUCUAAACCUUUAGUAAAAUAUUUUUGAUCGCGUAUUAGCAAUUAGUCACGAAAUUUCUGCACGAGACCAGGACGGAAUCGAUCAAACUUAUCUUGGUAACGUACAGUAUCGCGAUUCAGCUUUAUUUCUGUAAUUAUAGGACAGAGGCAGUUGGACCCGCGUAACCAACAGACGCGGCCCACUGCAUUGACAGCCGCGGGUAAAAACUAGCCUCUACGAUCCUGUAUGUAAUUUGCGCGCGAGUGAAGUCACGUCGAUUACAUUUUAUAAUUAAAUCCAGGGCCUCUCGUUUUCGUGGGCCGGCGGCAAUCUGGCUGCUGUCUGAAACACUGAACGUGGCCGUAAUUGGAAUGUCCACAUGAAGCUGCUAAAGUUUUUGCUUCGUUAUUUUCCGCCAGGUAUGCCAACCGAGCGCCAGUUUCCACGAAAUUAACGCGCGCCUGUACCUCCGACACCUCUAAAACGAUAUUUUCUCUUUUCUCUUGUUUUACAGGUCUCGCCUUGGAGUACACACAGGGUGGAGAUGUCAAGACAAAAAUGAUCGAUCUUCUGGAUCUGUCUGCCGAAACGGACAUAAGAGCAUUAGCGGAGAGUAUAAAAGCGACCGAGCCCGUAAUAACCGAAAGUGUAAUGGAGCAGUUAGUGGAGACCCUGCAGAAGCUGCAAGCCAAAGUUUGCGAAACAAACGCCAAGCGCUACUACAAAUACAAAACCUUGCAGACCCAUCUUCUACCCCUUACGAAUAUAGCGUUCGAUAAACUAGGUAAAAGAUGCCUGACAGGCAGCUAUGACCGAACGUGUAAAGUUUGGGACAUUGACAGUGGAGCGGAGCUUCUUACUCUCGAAGGCCAUAAGAAUGUGGUCUACACCGUGUCCUUCAACAACCCAAUUUCAGACAAAAUCGUAACCGGUUCCUUUGACAAGACAGCUAGGAUUUGGUGCUCUCGAACAGGCCACUGUUUCCUAACUAUGUGGGGACAUAACGCUGGAAUAACUGUCGCAAAAUUCUCACCCAGUUACAACAAAAUCGGGACGGCUUCCCUAGACACGACGUCGAAGAUAUUUGAGUUAACAACAGGCGAGGAAUUAGGAACGUUGAGAGGUCACACGGCAGAAAUAAUCGCUUUACAUUUCAACAACGAUGGCACUCAGAUGAUAACAGGUUCUUUCGACGGUACUGUUAAUAUUUGGGACACGAGAACUUUCAGUCGCACAAGCGUUUUAAUCGGUCAUCGAUCGGAAUUGUCAAAUUGCGUCUAUAACUUUGACUGCUCGUUAAUCGCCUCGUCGUCCAUGGACAAAACGGCCAAAGUGUGGGACACGAGGAUGAAUUCCUGCUUGGCCACUCUGCGAGGACACGACGACGAGGUCCUGGACUUGACCUUCGACAACAACGGGAAAAAGUUGGCGACCGCGAGCAGCGACACCACUGCUCGAGUUUGGGAUGUUAGCACCAAUUUUCAGCAGUUAGCCUCGAUGAGAGGCCACCGAGAAGAAGUCUCUAAAGUCUGCUUCAGUCCAAAUAGUCAGCAUCUGCUGACGUCAUCGUUGGAUGAGACGUCGAAAUUAUGGUCUUUGGAGAGUGGAUGCUGUAUACAAACGCUAGAUGGUCACACGGACGAUGUCUUCAGUUGCGCCUUUUCGUAUAACGGCGAUACUAUUAUCACGGCAAGCAAAGAUAACACUUGCAUGAUUUGGAGAUGACUCGAUUGGUUCCAGGUGUGUCCUUAGCUUAUAAUUGUUAUGUUGUUCAUCGUUUAUGUCGUAUACUUUUAUGCAAUUUAAACGUUAGUUACUUUGAUUUUGUAAUCCAGAGUUGAAUAUUUUUAAAUCCAUUAAAUAUUUUUAAAGCCACUGUAUUUUCUUUAAAGUUAUUAAAUUAUAGAUGUUAUUAGAGUUUUCUGGAAAGUUCAUUAUGAUUCAAAUAUUUAAGAUUCGAGAGUUGCAAGUUUUAUAGAAUAUAUUAUAUAGAUGGAAUUGUAACUUUCCAUCUUGCAAAAAUAGUCGGCAAUACUAAGCAUAAAAUUUUAAGUGAAAGUUAUUUUAUUGCAAAUUGUUAUGAAAAUCAUUCAGUAGACAUAAAGUAGGUCAUUCGGUAAUUUAUAUUAUAAAAUUAAUGUAUUUUAGUUUUAAAAUAAAAUUUUCCCACUUACGAGAUUUUCAAUUAUAUAAACUAACUGAAGUAAGAAAUCUCUAAAUUCAAUUAGUAAAAGGUUAUUCUGUACGAAAAUGUAUUCGAUGUUUCAAGGAAAUUAUCUUCUUCUCUCUCGGAACACGAUAACUUUCAUAUGAAAAUUACCAAGUUUCGAUCAAUUUCAUAAAACAAUUGUGAUUAAUUCGCUUGGUAACUUUACUGGGAUGGCGGAUAAAGAUGUUCGCGUGAAUAAUUGAAACGUAGUAUAUAUAAAGAAAGCUUAAACGAUCAAUUUAAUGAUCGUACUAACUCAGGUACAUAAUCGUUCAAUGUAUGAUCUAAUCCUUGUACUUGUUAGCACAAUUACAUAAGUACUGUCAAUCGGUACCGAUUAGUUUUACGUAUUUCCGUUUGAGCUAAUUAAUAUUUCACU